Molecule: messenger RNA, 204 nt
Organism: Morchella importuna
Lineage: Eukaryota; Fungi; Ascomycota; Pezizomycetes; Pezizales; Morchellaceae
Exons: 3
Coding region: 1-204 (67 amino acids)
Source: RefSeq, a predicted model, not a curated record
AUGUAUCUUGAACCUCUCAGCGAGUGGUAUAAAAAUUAUGGGAAUGUCUACGAGGAGAGGAUUAAUCUAAUGUUUAUCACGUCCAGAUUUUCGUUUGGCAGGAAGCAUAAUAUUGGUGGAUCAAACAUCUCUUGUCUCAAAGAGGAACACAACCUUAACCAUACGCUAUUGGCUACAAUGUGUUCUCUUCCGACCAUCGUCUAA